This is a messenger RNA of Carassius gibelio (silver crucian carp), 3924 nucleotides long. RefSeq names its product EF-hand domain-containing protein D2. Bases 262 to 960 code for a protein of 232 amino acids. NCBI's taxonomy places the organism in Eukaryota, Metazoa, Chordata, Actinopteri, Cypriniformes, Cyprinidae. The record is from RefSeq and is a predicted model, not a curated record. Gene Ontology annotation, molecular function: calcium ion binding. The transcript is spliced from 4 exons.
GCGAGCUUAUUUCACCUUCAGCGAGCACGGAGGCGUCGUCACACGCACGAGCGCUGUCCGUUUGAAUCACUGUGUGUCCGUCACACCGCUAGAAAUCGGAUGAUUUGCAUUUGAAAACGUAUUUAACCAAAUACUAAACAGAAUCUGGAUUUAACGCACUGAACCUUUAUAUGGUCCGCGCUCUUUGCAGCAUUCUGCGUAUUUCUUCACUGUAUUUUCCCCGUAGAUAGUAACGUUCGUCAGAUUUCAGAAUAAGGCGAAAUGGCAACGGACGAGCUGUCAUCGAAGUUGAGCCGCAGGCUGCAGAUCGAGGAGGGCGAGCACGACCCGGUGGCGCUGGACGGGGCUCACGAGAACGGAGCGCACGAGAAAGCGGCCACAUCCAGCGCGGACUCCGAGCUGGGAGCCAAGCUGCAGCGGCGCGGGGAGCUGAACGAGGGCGUCGGUGAGCACCACCAGCCCAGCAUGAAGGUGUUCAACCCCUACACCGAGUUCAAGGAGUUCUCGAGGAAGCAGAUCAAAGACAUGGAGAAGAUGUUCAAACAGUAUGAUAUAGAGAAAGAUAAUUUCAUCGAUCUGAUGGAGCUGAAGCUGAUGAUGGAGAAACUCGAAGCACCUCAGACUCACCUGGGCCUGAAGAACAUGAUCAAAGAAGUAGAUGAGGACUUUGAUGGCAAACUCUGCUUUAGAGAGUUUCUUCUUAUCUUCAGAAAAGCAGCAGCGGGAGAGCUGGCAGAGGACAGCGGGCUUCAUGCCUUGGCACGUUUGUCAGAGAUUGACGUGUCUACGGAGGGAGUGAAGGGAGCCAAAUCAUUCUUUGAGGCAAAAGUGCAGGCCAUUAAUGAUUCAAACCGGUUUGAGGCAGAAAUCCGUCAGGAGCAGGAAGACAAGAAGCGUCAGGCAGAGGAGAAGAAAAAAAAACAAGCCGCUUUCAAAGAGCUGAAGUCAGCCUUCAAAUAGCCUCAUCCACCUCACAGCCUCGAUUUACUCAUCACGUUUGUCCGUCUGUCUGCCGUCAGAGUCCCCCGCAAUCAGAGAAACUAUGCAAGGCUAUGAAACGCUCAGAUCCAUGCAGAUCCAUCUUCCUGAGAGAGGGACACCUGUGUAGUGUGUGCUCCUGAGCGGAUAUUGGUGUUGAAAUCAUCUGUUUAUUGUUGCCUGUUUCUCUCGCUCUCUCUCAGGCUGAUUUUAAAUGUGAAGCCAGACACUGAUCUUAAUACACUGGAUUGGAUUUGUUGUUUCAGUCACACGUCUGUAUAUAUGUGCUGUUGUCCAUUCACCCCAUCCGUUUCGUUUUAGUUCGAAUGGCAUUUUGUCUUGUUCUCGUCAACAUGCCAGUAGAUUCAAAUCUAACAUUUUAAAGUUUCUUCUUAAAUCAGCCAGUACUCUCAGUAUGCCAUAUCCAGUCCGUUGUAUUUACGUCAGUGGCAAUUUAAGCAGGAAAUGCUUUUCACUGUACCAUGACUAAUUUGACUAACAUCGUUGGCCAUUUGAACAUGAGAGGACAAACAACAAAUCUCUGCUCUAGUACACAGAUCCAUAAAAUAUUAAGAGCAUAAAAUAAACUAUUUUUAUUGAGCGGAGAGAGAGAGAUGGAGAAGUGGUUUUGGGUGUAUGUGCAUGUGUGGUGAUGAUUGUAAUGGUGUUUGUUGAGUGUUUAUCAAUAUUUUCUUGCAUGGUCACUGUUGUGUUGUUUUUCCUACAUGGGUCCCUUUAGGCUAUAAAGUGUCCAGUGUUAAAUGUGGCACACACAAGCUUACAAUUAGCUUUUAAGAUCAAAAUGAUGGCAUGAAAUGGCUGUAAAUUUGAAACGGCUUACUUCAAUUACUCUAUACAGUUGAAUUUCUUCAGCUUGUCUGGUUGAUGUGGAUGGAGGGGUGUCUAGGACAAGGUCAUCUGACUGUUUAUGAACCCCUGUAUUUUGUGCUUCCUGAACCUUUAACUGUAACAUGUUUAUGGGGUUGGUCAGAUGCCACAGAUGGUGUGAAAUCCUCCUCCGCUUUUAUAUAAAGGGAUAGUUCACCCAGAAAUAAUUUACACAGCCUUGUGUUUUUCCAAAGCUGAAUAGCUUUUUUUCUGUCGGACACAAGGGUUUACUUCGGAACAAGUGUACACAGUUUUUGUCCAUAUAAUGAAAGUCAGUGGGAUCCAGAACUACAUUGAAACCCCUUAAAAAAAAAAAACACACACACAAAUAUCACUGAGAAUUUUUUCUUUAGUGUGUGAAGAGAGAAAUUCAUUCAGGUUGAUAUGACAUUUGGGUGAAUAAAUUAUUUUGCGUGAACUUUCCCUCAAGUCAACUCCCUAAAUCUAACUCUGGGUUGCUUAAUAUUAUUCAAAUUAGGACCAGAAUUGCAAGCCUUGCACAGCAGCCCAUGCUCCGUGAGAUAAGGUAGAAUCAAAAAGUGUUUCAUGCAUAGAGUAUAGAUGUCAUUUGCUAAUGAAAUAUGCAUGGCUUUUCUGUUGAGCCAGUGCAUGUCAUUCAACCUAUUAAUCAAAGAAUGCCAUGUGUCUGAAUAGGAUCUAAUGUUAAAGUAUUUAGUUUAAAAAAAACAAAAUGGGUUUCAAAGUUUACUGUGACAUAAUUUGAAAAAUGAGGGAACAUUUCUAAUGCAAUCAUCCAAAAUAAGGAUUUUUACCAUUUAUGGUCAUGUGACAUGCAUUACACUGUGGCAAAGUUAGCUGAGAUGCUAUGUAUAAAGACAAAUCUAUAUUUUCAUGUGAUAAUCAAAAAAUAAUAAUUUUAGUUUUGUAUGGAAUGGGCUCUUGUGUAAAGAAACGUUCUUAUUUUCUCAAUAUGAAUUUUGUUGCCUACAAUCUUGUCUCCGUUUCGUUCUCCGUGUAUCUGAUAUUCCUUAAGUUUUUCCAUUACAAUCUAAUCAGUAAAGGCAAAAUACCCUUUAGUCUUUUCUAUAAUGGAGACAACAAUGUUGGCAAUUGCUAUGCUUCAUGUUGCUGUUUGUUUUUGUGUUCUGAGUCACUGCUAAAUGUUCAAGUUUACUCACUAGUUCUCUGGAAAUUCAAAUAAUAGUUGUAUAAAUAUUUGUCUCCCAGUCUUGUCAGCCAUCCACAUGUUCUUUUUCUUUUGUUUUCUACUGUUCAAGUAAAAAGUAUUUAAAAUAUUGGAUGUUAAAGGGUGAAUGUGGUCUAUAUUAUGUUAUUGUUGAGGAGUCAACUAAUGACGCCAAUCAAACGUUCUGUUAGAAGUCAUAAACCAUUCUGUCAUUCCUUUUGAGAGAUUUUAGCUGUUCCAUUGUUGUCGUGCCAAAUGAUUUCACACUGUGUUAAACUAAUUUUAGAACAACAUUCCCUGAGAUCCAUCAGGAUACUUCUGGUCAACAGCCCCAGCAGAGAUUUGAAUUCAUAUGAGCACACUUAAUUGGAAUUUAGACUGAACAUCACUGAUCUACAAUGUUAGAACUUUUAAAAAGUAAUAACUCGUAAUUAAUUGGUAAAAACCACUUUUUACAGUUUUGGCUUUAGAACUAAUGUUUGCACAUCUGAAUAAUCACAUUAAAGCUUUAGCAGUAUUUACUUCUGUGGGGGAAAACUGCUCCUUCCAAAGCAGAUAACAUGCAAAAAGCACAACAUUUUUCUUUUUCUUUUUCUGUGAAGUAUAAUACCAGGAAGACUCAAAAUGAGAGUGUAGUUAAAGUUCACUAUUUUAUCUUAUGGCAUGUUUUUGUUGUUUAAUUAAUAAUUCCAGUGAUUUGAUAAUGGUUUAAAGGGCCUUGAAUCAUCCUGUCCAUAUCUGUACCUGGCUGUCACUGUCAAUGUCCUUUAAAACUGGUGGUUAUGGUAUCAUACUCUUGUAAGCUUAUACAUAUUGAUAUGUGGCUCCUAUAAUAUGCACAUUUAUUUUUGAUUUUCUUACUAAAAUGUACAAUUAUUCUUGUGACAAUAAAAAUACUUUUAAUUUGGAAA